AUAAUCUGUCUUAUCCCUCGACCCCGAUCUUAUCUCGAAAGGACAGACACAGAAACAAUUCCUUUGUUCACGAGACUCGAUCCUUGAUCCUGGCUAACGAACAACGCUGCGGGCUGUGCUUAACCGACCACCAUGCCCAUCUUCACAAACACCCCCGAGGCCAGGCUCGGCAGAGCCGACUCCAAAAACCCAUCAACAACAUGUCGCGGAAUCACGUCUGCCGGCCGGCCCUGUAGACGCCCCAAUACUCUGCCCCAAGGUGGAAAAAUCAAGGUUAGCGACCCGAGCGAUGAACGUCUCUACUGUCACCAGCAUAAGGACCAGGCUCGCCUGGCUGCUGCCCAGUCGGCUCCGGGGUCCGGCCGGCCAGCCCAUGCCGCCAUCGCCGAGGAGCGCUCCAGUAUCGACACCUUGGCCGAGCGUUUGGGCUUAAUCAAGACCAAUUCGGCCCAAGUGCGGCCAUCUGCUCAACACCAACGACCUCCACGACCGGCGCAGCAAAAGAAGAGCUCGUCGCUUUGGUGCUGCUGCUUCAGUGUUCCCCUAGAUUUCGAGCUCGAGGAACAAGAUCCGCCGCCACGGCCACAGCCCAAGCCCGUACAGCACGAUGGAUCCUCGCGACCCUCUCACCUGGCUCCCACAUCAGGUGUCUCCCCGCGACCGGGCUCGUCAAACCAACAACCCCCAGCUGGCUCCAACGUUUCCCAGACGGCGCAAUUUAUGUCCCUGAUCCCGCACACCGCCUCCCCCGAGACAGCCUCCUUGUUGAUGAAGGAACUCGCCAAGGGCUUCUCCUCGGGCGACGAGGCUGGCUACAUUUACAUCUUCUGGCUCACGCCCGAAACCGACCCCGCGACACCGCCCCACGAGGCCGCCAAGGCCUUGCUCACCACCAACCCCCGAUCGCGAUCGACCUCGCGCGGGCGGGCGGCCAGCGACGCGCUGGAUCGGUACGCCACUUCUUACGAUGAUGAGCCCCGCAGUCGCGGCAGGGGCGGCAGCGAGAAGAAGAAUAAGAAGAUCCUUCUCAAGAUCGGCCGCGCCAACAAUGUGCAGCGACGGUUGAACGAGUGGCAGCGCCAGUGCGGAUACAACAUUUCGUUGAUCAGAUACUACCCCUAUGUGUCGUCGUCUAGCACCAGCGACGUGAUGCGCAAGAUGCCACACAGCCACAAGGUCGAAAGGCUCAUCCAUAUCGAGCUGCAAGGGCGCGGGCUGAGGGUUAUGGACCGCGGCAAGUGCGCGUCGUGCGGGAAGGAGCAUAAAGAGUGGUUUGAGGUGGAUAACACGAGGGCGGCGGUGGCAGAUAUUGAUGAGGUCGUGAGGCGGUGGUCGGAUUGGGACGAGACUCAGGCUUAGACGAUUGGUGGGUGAUGGUUGAUUUUCAGGAUUCUCAGACUUCCAUGGAUGAGCGACAAAGUUGGGUUUUGGGUAUGUGAUUGGCAUAUAACACGAUAUGACGCGACAUGGCACGGCACGGCAUUUGCAUUUGGCGUUAGGGAUGGAUAUUUUCGUUGGUCUAGAUCUCGGGUUAUGAUGUUUCAACCAUCUGUGGGUGGGAAAUUCUACGUUUGUGUUCACAUCUUCCUUUAGCUAUGUGGUUUUCCGCUCUUGUAAUUCAAUGCCUUGUCUUCUACGUCA
Neurospora tetrasperma FGSC 2508 is the source of this 1641-nucleotide messenger RNA. RefSeq lists its product as uncharacterized. The record is from RefSeq and is a predicted model, not a curated record. The transcript has a single exon. NCBI's taxonomy places the organism in Eukaryota, Fungi, Ascomycota, Sordariomycetes, Sordariales, Sordariaceae. The coding region runs from base 133 to 1359 and encodes 408 amino acids.